AAAAUCAAAAAAAGAAAAAAAAUAAUAAUAAGGAGCGCAUUCCCGCGUCCAAAAUAGAAGAAAAAGGGAUUAUUAUAAUUCAGAUUUGCAGAGACCCCAAUUUCCAUCUGUUUCGGGCCAAUUCUCCAUUUCCCGCAUAAACAGAAUCUCACUCCCAAACCCAAAAAAACUGAAUUCUGAGAAGUUCCUCGCCGCCCACUUUAGCUUUGUGGGAAAUGUGAUAAGGUUGUAUGAAGGUGGCUCUUGUAUUAGUUACCGUGCUUUUAGUUUCGGAGGAAUACGGAAGCUUUUGAUGAUUUAGAACAGUAAUUGAUGGAACUAUAAUGGUUAGUUGUUGAUAUAGCUUCUAUAAGGAAGGUUUGAAACUAAUGAGAUUCCAGGAGUGGGAGCUGGGAAGUAACUUUACUCAGAAAUUCCUAAAAUUUUGGGAACAAGAGGGAUUUGAGGGCGGUUCAGUUUUGGACUGUACCCGAUGCGGAUGUUCCUGCUUCUGAUGUUCUUCAGGAUUGGGCUAUGAUAAGUUUGGAAUGGGCAAAGUUUUUGUACUACUUUACUGGCCUGAUUUUAUUUUUUCUUCUGAGCUCCCAGCCUGUAUUCAUAGCUAUUUUUUAUUUUUAAGUACAAGUGCUCUUUUAAAUGUGGAUCUUUUCCAGUUCUUAUUACGAUUCCUUAUAAGUAAGAACCUUUCCCCUCUCUGCCUCUACACUUCAUCCUCUGUUAAUAUCGAGAGUGACAUAAGUGUGAAGGGGUCUAAGUCUACUGAUUCCUUCAGUCCUGGUCAUAUAUUGGGGAAAUUUUGAAAACCAGGGCAUCUUUCUCUGCAGUAUGAAUCAGAGUCAAGGAACAAGCUCUUUAUCUUCGCCAGAUCUCCCUAUGAAGCGGAAACGUGGACGUCCACGAAAGGAUGAGAAUUUAGUUCACGGAGAGAGCAUGCCUGCAAUGCCAGGACCUGAUAGUUUGAAGAAAAACAAACAGAGUGCGGGUACUAAUGAUGAUGGUGAAGAUGAAAUGGUGGGUCGAGUGGUUUCUGGUGUUAUUGAAGGUUCAUUUGAUGCCGGCUAUCUUCUGAAUGUUAAGGUAGAAGACACCAACACUCAGCUGAGGGGUGUUGUAUUUCUUCCGGGAAAGUUCACUCCAGUCACUGCAGCAAAUGAUGUUGCUCCUAAUGUUAAGAUGUGCAAAAGAAAAGAAGUUCCAAUACCAGCUGUCAACCUGCAAUCUCAUCUUUAUGGUUCUGCCCGGCCAUCAGAGCAAAGUAACAGGCCACCUGUUGAGGUGAAAAAGCAAAUACCUGCAAUUCCAGACCAAAUUCCUCCCCGUAUUCCUCAGUGUGGCAUCCCGGAGACUCUUAGAAGUCAAUCUUUCUCUGGCAUCCCAGAGUCUCUUCAAAGCCAACGCAUCCAGGAGUCUCUUAGAAGUCAAUCUUUCCCUGGCAUCCCGGAGUCUCUUAGCCAACCAUCCUCUUUUGUAAAUCCUCCGGUUGAUAAUUUGCGAAAGAAUGAUGCCCCUGUCUUGGGAGGUAAAGUCACACCACAGCAACCUUUGGAUCCUGGACUUGAUAACCAAUCCACCCAUGUAAUGACAAAGUCCGAGAAUGAUGAAGUUGUUGAACAGGAAAAAGUGUUGGGGGAAGUUGAACCGGCCACAACAAUAACAGAGCCAACUGGUGUAGAGGACAAUAAAGAAUCAAAGACAGAAACAUCAUCUGAACCAAUUGGUGAGGUACUAAGCAUAGACACAGUAUGUAAGGAUCCUCCAAUUCAACCUCAGGCUGUGGGUUCUGAAAGCAGUGCCUUGGUUCAGGACGACGUAAAGAGCAUGAAUUUUGAGUCAAUUCUUGUAUUUGCUGAAGCUGCUCCUGCAAUGGCUACCAUACAAAGCGUUGAAACUGUAUGCAAGGCUCCUCAAAUUCAACCUCAGACUUUGGAUACUGAAAAGAGUCAAUUGGUUGAUGAUGAGGUAAAGAGUGUGAACGUUGAACUCAAUCAAACUCCUGUAUUUGCUGAACCCGCAACCAGUUCUGUCAUACUGGGAGUUGAGACUGUAUGUAAGGAUCCUCAAAUUCAACCUGAGGAUGUGGGUUCUGAAAAGAGUGCAUUGGUUCAGGAUGUGGUAAAGAGCCUACAUCUUGAGCUCAACCAAACUCCUCUGGUUGCAGAACCUGCAUUUGCAGCCAGUAAACCAGUUGACAAUCUGAUGGAAGAAGAGGCUGCACCAAAGCCGAGUCAGGUGUUAGGGGGAGGUACUGUUGCAUCUGUAGGAUCCAUUCCUUCAGCCAUGGGUGAACCUCCUUCUGGUGCUGUUGACAGUAUGGAAUGUGAUAUUGCAGAUGCCAUUUCACCUGCACAAUCUUAGAUAAGCUCCGUAGCACCAGGCUGGUUGGGCCGGUUUUUUCAUUUCGGUCACAAUUUAUGCUUUUCGGAUGAUGAUGUUCGUUUUUUCAGUUUUUUUAUGGUUAUCACUCCAGUUUCUUUUGGAAAGCUAUCUUGCAGACAAUUAAGAAGUUUGUUGUGUUUUGCUUUUCCCGUAUCUUACUUUGCCUUCCGUAAUGUUAAGUAUCAAAUGCAGGCUAACUUU
Messenger RNA from Rosa rugosa (rugosa rose), 2577 nucleotides. RefSeq lists its product as uncharacterized. The record is from RefSeq and is a predicted model, not a curated record. The transcript is spliced from 3 exons. NCBI's taxonomy places the organism in Eukaryota, Viridiplantae, Streptophyta, Magnoliopsida, Rosales, Rosaceae. The coding region runs from base 826 to 2355 and encodes 509 amino acids.